AUGGUCGUCACUGAUAAAGGUCAGCACAGGAAAGCAUGGUUGGAUGUAGUGCAGAAAGGCACUGGAGGUUGGAAGAAGAUUGUAAAAGCCUUCGGGAAUGAUAUUUUGUUGGGAAGUGGAGAAAUUAACAGAGCUCACUUAGGGCAAAUUGUAUUUUCGGACCCAUCAAAACGUCAGCUUCUAAACCGUCUUCUGGCGCCACAUAUUUCUUGGGGCAUAAUGUGGGAGAUAGCAAAGCUAUGGAUGAAAGGAUGCAAGGUUAUCAUCCUGGACAUCCCGCUGUUGUUUGAGAUCAAGAUGGAUCGGUGGACAAAUCCAGUAAUUGUGGUCUGGGUUAACCCAGAAACCCAGAUUCAGAGGCUGAUGUCAAGAGACGAGUGCUCUAAAGAACAAGCGCAGAGCAGGGUCAACGCACAACUUGCGUUGGACCGGAAGAAGUCGGAAGCCGACAUAGUGAUCGAUAGCUCUAGAUCACUGGAUAACACCAGACAACAGUUCCGUGAAGUGUUGAGGAAAGUCUCUGAGCCCUUAACAUGGAAGGAACGCUUGUGA
This is a messenger RNA of Miscanthus lutarioriparius, 552 nucleotides long. Lineage: Eukaryota; Viridiplantae; Streptophyta; Magnoliopsida; Poales; Poaceae. The record is from the annotation of a GenBank genome assembly.